AUGCUACUUGCAUGUCAUACAACAGAAGAACAACCUCAACUUAAGUGGUAUCUGGAUACAGAUUGCAGCAAUCAUAUGUGUGGAAGAAAAGAUUUGUUUGAAAGACUGGAUGAGUCUGUAAGAUCUACAGUAAAAUUUGGAAACAACUCAACAAUUCCAGUUAUGGAAAAAGGAAGAAUAGGGAUUAUUCUUAAGAAUGGUUCUAAAGCAUACAUCAUGGAUUUAUAUUACGUUCCAGGUUUACCUUUCAGAGAGGUACCAGAAUCAAGAUGUGAAAAUUGUAUCUUUGGCAAGAAGCACAGAGAUCCAUUCUCAGUCAACAAAGCUAGAAAAGCUGAUCAACAUUUGGAGAUUGUUCAUAGUGAUCUGUGUGGUCCUAUUGAAAGUGAUGCAUUUCAAGCUUUUAGAAGUUUCAAAGCUUAUGCUGAGAGACAAAUUGGUAAGAGUAUCAAGAUCUUGAGAACUGAUAGAGUUGACACAGCUGUGUAUUUACUCAACAGAUGUCCUACAAAUUGUUUGAACAACAUAACACCAGAAGAAGCUUGGAGAGGUGUAAGACCAAGUGUAAGACAUCUGAAAAUUUUUGGGUGUAUUGCAUAUGCACAUGUACCCAAAGAACUAAGAAAGGAAUUGGAUGACAAGAGUGAGAAGUGUAUCCUUGUUGGUUAUAGUUCAGUAACCAAAGGAUAUAGAUUAUACAACCCAGAAGCAGGAAAAUUGUUUACAAGUAGAGAUGUGAUCUUUAAUGAAGAUUCAAAAUGGAACUGGAAUAAUGGAUCAACAACUAAUGUUGAUCCAUAUAAUAAUGGAUCAACAAGGGAUGUUGAUUCACGUAAUAUUGGAUCAACAAGGAAUGUUGAUCCACCUGCUGCUGUCAGAACAAUUCCAGUUGAAGUUUAA
Papaver somniferum (opium poppy) is the source of this 900-nucleotide messenger RNA. RefSeq lists its product as uncharacterized. The coding region runs from base 1 to 900 and encodes 299 amino acids. The transcript is spliced from 4 exons. NCBI's taxonomy places the organism in Eukaryota, Viridiplantae, Streptophyta, Magnoliopsida, Ranunculales, Papaveraceae. The record is from RefSeq and is a predicted model, not a curated record.